This is a messenger RNA of Columba livia (rock pigeon), 1957 nucleotides long. It is a transcript of the gene F3, whose product is annotated as coagulation factor III, tissue factor. The record is from RefSeq and is a predicted model, not a curated record. Bases 89 to 940 code for a protein of 283 amino acids. Gene Ontology annotation, molecular function: protein binding; cytokine receptor activity. The transcript is spliced from 6 exons. Gene Ontology annotation, biological process: blood coagulation; cytokine-mediated signaling pathway. NCBI's taxonomy places the organism in Eukaryota, Metazoa, Chordata, Aves, Columbiformes, Columbidae. Gene Ontology annotation, cellular component: plasma membrane.
CACGGAUAUAAAAGCCAGCGCCUCCCGCCCCGUCGGCAGCUCACCGCGUUCAGCCCCGUCGGCACCCCGUCGGCUUGCUCCCCCGAGGAUGCUGCGCGCCGUGGCCGGAGGACGUGCCCUGCUGCUGAGCGCCCUGCUGUGCCGCCUGGCCGCCGCCGGCAAUCCGGAACUACCAACAGCAGUUAAUAUAACCUGGUCUUCAAUCAAUUUUAAAACCAUACUACAAUGGCAACCAAAACCAUCGGGUUACUUCUACACAGUAGAAAUACUCGGAAAGACAUCUGACACAAAAAAAAAAUGCAUACGGACAGAAGAAACAGAGUGUGAUGUUACUGAUGUGCUCAAGAAUGUAAAAGAGACCUAUACAGCACACAUACUCUCUGUAACGUCCUCGAGGAUGGACAACUUUGAAGAACCACCUUAUGCAGUCUCUGAAGAAUUCACACCUUAUAAUCAGACUGUCCUCGGAAAACCAGAGAUACAGAAUUACAGACAAAAAGGUUCGAAACUGAACGUGGUGUUCCAAGAUCCACUUACACCGUAUACAUUUCCUAAUGGAAGCUUUCAAAGCAUUCGAGAUAUUUUCCAACAUGACCUGGAAUACAAACUCUACUACUGGAAAGAUCAAAGUUCUGGAAAGAAAGAUGCAACAACAAAAAGCCAUACAUUUGAACUAAGCGUUGACAGUUCAAAGAACUAUUGCUUCUAUAUACAGGGAAUCAUUCCCUCCCGCAGAGAAAACCGUAAUGGUCAAGAAAGCGCAGUGCUUUGUACCAGCGUAGGAAGAAAUAUCUCAGAUGAAUAUGGAGCAGAAGUCUUUAUCAUCAUAGCAGUGAUAGCAAUUGUGGUCAUCACUCUUGCCAUUGUCCUGCCAGUGAUCCUGUGUAAACGCAAGAAAGCAAAAGCUGCAAGAGAAAAGGAACCACUGAAUGGUGUCUAAGGAAAAAAUAUUGUGGACACUAUGAAAAAAGAAAAAGACAAAAAUCAGAAACUGGAUGAUUGGGUGGAGCCUUUUAGCCUCUCCAAUACAGGAGUUUUGAAGCCCAAACGUUACAUGGCUUCAACAAUCUGUUAGUUACAGAUGAAAAACCCAGAUAUCAAGAAGUCCCUGUGUCACUAGUGGCCAGAAGCUGGAAGAGCAUUCUGGUGACCUGUUUACAGUAGCCUAACCCUGCUCAUACACUCUUUCCAAGCUCCUUGUUUAUCCUGUCUGAAACAGGAUUCUGAACUAGAUGGACCUUUGACUUGACCCGGUACAGCCACUCUGAACAUACGGCCUUACUGAGCCAGACUUAUGGUACUUGUGAGGGGAAAAAACACUACUUCUGAAAAACAUGUGUCCUUUACCUAACUAAAAGGUACACCUGUCUGUUUCUAUGAAACAAAACCUGUAUUUACCUGAGUUUUAACAUUAUUAACUGGUGAAAUCAUCUGUUAGUUCAGAUGUGAGGAAGACGCUACUAUUAUUUCUGCACUUCUUGGAUAAAAUUAGCUUGGUCCAUUUAUCUUUGGAUAUAGGUGAACAAACUGAAACUACUGUACUGGCGACUUUUAAGGAAAUCUCUUGAAGUAGGUAGCUGCUAUCCAUUUGGAAAGCAUAUCCAGAAUACACUACACCUAGAAUUAUACAGACAGAGUAGUUUGAUGGUUCCAAGUAAGUGUUAGAAAAAACACUUUGCAGUUUUUGAGUCAAUAGUAACUCACUUCAUGCAAGCACUGAGUAGGCAGCAGUAUUCACUGCAUUUUGAACAUUAAUUUUAAUUAAACAGUUGGUGAAUGAGUAUUUUAUGUGGUAUAGAUUCAAAUUGUCUUGGUGAUGGGACCUGGAGGUACUUGCUGCUUUGGCUAUUUUAAUAUUUAUUUUAUAAAUGAGAAUCUAAUUUUUAUACUGGUGAUAUCUGUAUUUAUAAUGGUAAUUUAUACUUUUCUAGCAAAAUAAAGGUGACUGGGAAAAUAA